AUGCUUUUCUCCAACACCUCAGAGCCAGAAGGAGUGUCGCUGUCUGUGGACUUCCACCACCCACAAGACUAUUUCGUCUUUAUUUUCCAGAUCUUAUUCGCCACCUCCACAGUUCUAGUGGCGGGGUCUGUAGUCAUUAGUAUACUGGCCACUCGAGCGCUGCGCCUUCAGAACCGCUUUAUCUUCAUGCUCAACACCAGUGUGUGUGAUACUCUCGUGGGUCUGUCCGUCUUUUAUUUGGGCCUGUUUGAUGUCCACGAAGGAUAUCCGUCCAGGAAUGGAACUCACAAUUAUCUCCCGUCUCUUUUAGGAGUUAAUAUGUUGACAUUUAUGUUUGCGCAGUUUGAUCGUUAUUUUGCUGUGUGCCAUCCAUUUAUUUACACGCGCUUCAUUACGCGCCGGUUCAUCAUAUGUGUAAACAUUUACAGCUGGAUUCACGUCUUCUCGCAGGCGACCAUUUUGUAUUUGUUACCACUUUCAAAAGCCGUUCAGCUGUUUGUGAUCAGUAUAAUUUCCCUGCAAAUUAUUGUGCUCACCAAAGUGUCCAUGACUAUUAAACUUUAUUUUGUGGCUAAGUUUCAGUUGGAAAGAGAUCCUCCUGGUCCUGAAAAAGAAAGCAACAAGGAAUCCCUGAGAUUGAUUAUUUUUGUAGUAAUAAGCUUCUUAGCGCUGUGGUCCCCGUCCAUUAUAAAUAUCAUCCUCAGGUGGUUAGGCAGAGGUAUGACUUUUAGGAACGAGGCUACAAAUCUUUUUGCUAUUAUGGCUCGUUUAAGCGCCAUAGUCACUCCCGCGGUGUACUUAUGGGGCAGUCCAGCUCUGAGGCAGUCUAUGGUGCAGGUCUUGUGGGGCAGACUGUGCUCAAAGUGCAGACACAGAGGUAAAAACAGAGCAGCCAGAGUAAAUAUAAACCGCAUUAAUGUGCAACGUUAA
Messenger RNA from Boleophthalmus pectinirostris (great blue-spotted mudskipper), 930 nucleotides. Its product is annotated as olfactory receptor 2M5-like. Gene Ontology annotation, cellular component: membrane. The transcript has a single exon. Gene Ontology annotation, biological process: G protein-coupled receptor signaling pathway. Gene Ontology annotation, molecular function: G protein-coupled receptor activity. Bases 1 to 930 code for a protein of 309 amino acids. The record is from RefSeq and is a predicted model, not a curated record. NCBI's taxonomy places the organism in Eukaryota, Metazoa, Chordata, Actinopteri, Gobiiformes, Gobiidae.